Molecule: messenger RNA, 2199 nt
Organism: Lathyrus sativus (Indian pea)
Lineage: Eukaryota; Viridiplantae; Streptophyta; Magnoliopsida; Fabales; Fabaceae
Source: the annotation of a GenBank genome assembly
AUGGCAGAAACUGCAGUGUCAUUUGUUUUGCAAGAACUAGGCCAAUUUGUAAUAAAAGAAAGUUGCAAAUUUGCAGUAGAAGAAAGAGCUUCGGUAGCGGGGAUUGAAAGAGACUUCAAUGACAUCAAAGAUGAACUUGAGAACAUCCAUGCUUUCCUCAAGGAUGCAGAUAGAAAGGCUUCUGAUGAUGGCGGAGGAGGAGGAGGAGGAUCCAAUGGAGUCAAAACAUGGGUGAAGCAGGUGAGAGAAGCGUCUUUUCGGAUAGAAGAUGUCAUUGAUUACUACAAUAUGUAUUUGGCAGAGAAGGCAAGUCAAUCUAUAUUCAAAUCUGCGAUCCAAAUGAUUCCGGGCUUGAACACUAUCAUGAAUACAGAUCAUCAGAUUGUUUCUGAGAUUCGAGACAUCAAGAUGUCACUUGCUAGAAUCAAAGAAAGAAGUACGAGGUUUGAGUUUCGGUCUGACAAUGAAGCGGGAAGCCAUAGAGGGACUAAAGCUCCUAGAAUUGGCGACCCUCGAAUGGCUCCGUAUUUCAUUGAAGAGACUCAAGUUGUAGGGUUUGAAUCCGCGCGAGAUGAGUUGGUCAGAUGCUUGGUGGAGGGAAACAAGGAGCUCAUGUUGGUUGUUGUGUUUGGCAUGGGAGGACUCGGGAAAACUACUCUCGCAAAGCAUGUUUUUGAUAACCAGAUAGUGAAAAGUAGCUUCGAUUGUAGAUCUUUCAUCACGGUUUCUCAAACAUACACUAUCAGAGAGCUGUUGACAGAAAUGAUAAAGAAGUUUUGCAAGGACAGCAAUGAGCCUAUUCCGAGGGGUCUGCAGAAGAUGGAUGACGAAGCGUUGAUUAAUCAAGUGAGACAAUACCUUGAGUCGAAAAGGUACUUGGUUUUAUUCGAUGAUGUUUGGAAAGAUAAUUUUUCCGAUGAGAUUGUACAUGCCUUAAUUAGUAAUAACAAAGGAAGCAGAAUCAUUGUGACAACUAGAAAAAUGCAAGUAGCAGAAUAUUCUAAGAGCUCUUUUCCUGUUCAUGUUCAUGAGCUACAACCUUUGUCUCCAAACAAAGCAUGGGAGCUGUUUUGCAACAAGGCGUUUAGAGGGCGGUGUCCAACAGAACUCGAGGAGAUGUCCAGAGAAAUCGUUCAAAAAUGCGGAGGGCUGCCACUAGCAAUUGUGGCCAUCGGUGGUCUUUUGUCAACAAAAGCCAAAACCAUGUUCGAGUGGGAAAAGGUGAGUCGAAAUCUGAGAAUGGAGCUAGAUCGCAACGUGCAUUUAACUAGUCUAGUAAAGAUUUUAUCUCUUAGUUAUGAUGACUUGCCUUACCGUUUGAAAUCAUGCAUGCUAUACUUCGGUAUAUAUCCUGAGGACUACACGAUCAAUCGGAAGAGACUUACUAGACAAUGGAUGGCCGAAGGGUUUGUUAGGCACGAGGAGGGAAGAACUUUGGAGGAAGCUGCUGAAGAGUGCCUGACAGAGUUGAUACAAAGAAGUUUGGUUAAUGUUUCGAGAGGUGGCUUUGAUGGAAAAGUCAAGAGUUGCCAAGUCCAUGAUUUGUUGCGCGAAGUGAUCAUUAGAAAAAUGAAAGAUUUAAGCUUCUGUCAUUUAUGCCAUAAAGAUGACGAACAAGUCACUGUCGGAAUAACUAGACGCUUUUCUAUAGCAGCUAUCUCCAACAACGACGUGACAAACACUAGCAACUCAGGAAUUCGUGCUAUAUUUGUUUUCGACAAAGGUGAAUCUCCUAAAAAGCUCAUGGAUGGAUUAGCCACCAAGUUCAAGCUUCUGAAAGUGCUUGAUUUUGAGAAUUCUUUGUUGAAUUCUAUUCCUGAUAACUUGGGGAAUCUUUUCCAUCUAAGGUACUUGAACCUGAGUCAUACGCAAGUUACCGUUCUUCCCAAAUCCAUCGGUAUGCUAGUCAACUUAGAAACCUUGGAUCUAAGGCAAACACCAGUGCAUGAGUUACCAAAAGAGAUAAACAAGCUCACAAAGCUAAGGCUUCUUCCGGCGUAUUAUAGAAAAUACGAAGGGCAUUAUGCUAUGUUGAACUUUACAAUCGGAGUGAAAAUGCAAAAAGGUAUUGGAAGCUUGAAAUCCUUACAAAAACUUUACUUUUUGGAAGCAGAUCACGGUGGAAACGACCUUAUCCAAGAGCUCAAAAAGUUGAAACAGUUAAGAAAGUUAGGCAUAAAGCAUUUUUCCGAUGGCUAA